Molecule: messenger RNA, 2504 nt
Organism: Mytilus trossulus (common blue mussel)
Lineage: Eukaryota; Metazoa; Mollusca; Bivalvia; Mytilida; Mytilidae
Product: E3 ubiquitin-protein ligase TRIM71-like
Exons: 6
Coding region: 10-2304 (764 amino acids)
Molecular function (GO): zinc ion binding
Source: RefSeq, a predicted model, not a curated record
AAGGUCAAAAUGUCAACAGGCACUUACCAUCCGGUGAUGACACAACCAUUUCGUGUACAAAGUAAAACUUCCAUCCGGCCACAAAUAGAGCAUGUCCGACAGAAGUUUCUUGAAUGCUAUGUCUGUAAUGAGGAUUUUAAUGAGACUGACCAUAUACCUAGAACUUUACCUUGUCUACAUUGUGUUUGUGAAGUUUGCAUGGAAUCUCUGAAAACACGCGAUUCUGUAGUGUGUCCAGAAUGCAAUGAAUCGCAUCCGGUUCCAAACGGAGAUGUUAAAAAUUUUGAAAAAGAUGGUUGCAGGGGAUAUCUUGUUAAUUAUUUACAGGUACAAGCGAACGAAACUGCAAUAACAUGCGAUGAAUGCUCAAAUAAACGACGCGGGACACAUCGAUGUAAAGAGUGUUCACAAUUUCUUUGCAAUGACUGUACCGAUGCCCACAUGAAGACAAAAGUCACUAAGAGACAUGAAAUAACAAACGUUAACGAUCUCAAGGACUGCACGAUAGAAGAACUACAAGCCAUCCAACGUUGUUCAGUCAAAGGUCAUGAAGAUCAACAGUUCCAAUAUUACUGUGUUUCGAACACUUGUGAUAAACCGGUCUGUGCUCUUUGUGCUGUCCAGUUCCAUUCAGAAAGUAAAGGACACAAGCUACGGACUCUGAUGGAUGUAUAUCUGGAAACAAAAAGAACUGUAGAUACUUUGGUGUCAGAGGUGAAACACAAACAACUGACGGCUGAGGACACGUUGAAUAUUGUGGAUGGAAUAAUCGCCAACCUUGACGAAGUUCAAGAAAAAAUAGUGGAAGAUGUUGAAGUGGCUUUCGGACAAUGUCAAAAGAAAUUAGAAGAACGAAAAGAAGAAGUAAAAAACGAGCUGUUGAAUGCAGUAAGCGUAAAGAAAAAACGUCUUCAAGAUCAGUUAAGCUCUCUCAAUUUCCACAAAGGAAACCUGGAUGACUCUAACGAAUUCGCAACAUGUGUGUCAACAUAUGCUACCCCUUCAGAGUUUAUGAACUUCAAAGAUAAAGUAAUUGAUAGGUUGAAAGACAUGAACACUCGCCAUUUUGACGUCAAUCCACAUGAUAAUGCUGAUGUUCAGUUUCACCUGGACAACAUGGGAGAAGAUUUCAAGCAUUUUGCAAACAAUGUUGGAAAGAUAUGGUCUUCAUCACUUUAUAUACCAAAAACGAAUGUGACAAUGAGUGACAUCCCAGCUGACGUAGAGGACGUUCCUAUUACCAUCUUUCUAUACAAUAUUGACGGUGAUCCACAAGUAGAAGGUGGUGUUGACAUUCGAGUUGAAAUUGAAGAUCCAAAUGGUAAGAUUCACCGACCUACAGUGGAAGAUUUCACUGCAAAGCAAGGAUGUUAUAAGGUCUACUUCAUGUCUGCAAAACAUGGGAAACACAAGGCAACAGUUUUAAUCAACGGAGAUAGCAUCAAUCCUGAUGGGUACAGAUUCAAUGUCAUCUCUCACGGUGCUGGUAGACAAUCUGUUACUUACAGGUCUGCAAGAAUCCCAGAUACGCCUCAACCUAGAAAUUUGGUGUCACCAACUAACUCGGAUGUUACCAUUGUGGGUCGUAUCACUCCUAGAGAUAUCAUGCAUGGAGAUGUCAAUUGUGUCGACAUUUCUUUUGAUUCGUCUGUUGCACAUAAUUCCAUGGACAUAUCUGGCGAUGAAAAGGUGAUGAAAGUCAAGACAAUGAAACAGCGACAAGGAAUUAGCUUCCGGGAACCUGAAGCAGGACAUUUCAGAAAUUAUAAAGGAACGAUAGCAACCAAAUCUUUCAACAAGCCUGGCCUGUUUUACUGGGAAGUUGUAGUCCAAUACAAAAUUUUGCGCUUGAUCCGACAGACAAUGCUUUUCGAAAUGGGCCUUGCAAGAAUUGAUUGUGUUGAUAAACGCUACACUGUGGAUGCAUUUCCUUACGCAUGGGCAGUAAGUGCACGUGGGUGUCAUAUCUGCGGAAAGGUAUGCCUGCAGACGUGGCAUAAUGGCCAACUAAUGACGCAUAAUCCUUUGUCAAAUCGAACACCAACGCCUGCCACUAUGGUAGUUAGGCUUCAUUAUGGGUUUCUUCUUGAUUCAAUCAAACGUCAUUGGAUAAUCGUCGACCUGAAAACAAAAAAAGUCAUCUUCCAUUUUAAAAACUUGGUUAUUUCUGAGAUGUCUGAUCCCCUGUUUCCUGUUUUCGCCCUAUACAGCCCAGAACAGGUUCAAGCUUCCAUGGAACUCUUGUCUGGAAUGAAUAUUACAGGAAUCCCCGAGGAAGCUUUAGACGCUAUAGUAAUAACGUAGUUUAUUCUUUGGAGUGUUGUAGCUUAGAACUGACAAUCUUGUUUAUGAAAUGUUUUACAAAGAAAUCCAUUGAACAAAUUGUAAAAAUUGCGACCGAAAGAUUGUAUUUCCAUUUUUUCAUAUAUGUUAUAUUAGUUUUCAUAUCAAGUAGACUAAAUGUAUUUGUAAAAACCUUUUCUUAUUAAAAACAUCAUAACAAA